This is a messenger RNA of Dictyostelium discoideum AX4, 2241 nucleotides long. RefSeq lists its product as hypothetical. The record is from RefSeq and is a predicted model, not a curated record. The transcript has a single exon. Bases 1 to 2241 code for a protein of 746 amino acids. Gene Ontology annotation, molecular function: protein serine/threonine phosphatase activity; hydrolase activity; protein tyrosine phosphatase activity. Lineage: Eukaryota; Evosea; Eumycetozoa; Dictyosteliales; Dictyosteliaceae.
AUGGAUAAUUUUAAUGGCGAUUAUUGGAAGAUCACAAAUGACAAAAGGCCUCGAGUUAACACCAGCAAAUUUCUUUCUGACCUUAUUGUCCAUGAAAAAGUACAAAAAAAUAAUGAUUCUUCGAAACCCUCAACAAAAAUAAAAGAAAUAACUGUAAAAAAUGAAACAGAUGAUAAUAAUAUAAAUAAUAAUAUAAACAAUACAAAUAAUAUUAAUAAUAAUGAAACUUCAAUUCCAACAUCUGUUUCUUUUUCAUCAACAUCAUCAAUCGACAAUACUAUUGAUAGUAAUUUAAAUAAAAUAGUCACUAAUAAUAAUAAUAUCAUUGGGGCAGAAAUUAAAAUUGAACCAAUGGAAGCUAACAUAGCAACUCCAUCAAGUUACAAUAAUGAUACAAAUAUCGGCAAUAAUAACAAUAGCAAUAGUAUCAAUAAUAAUAACAAUAACAAUAAUAACAAUAACAAUAACAACAACAACAAUAAUAAUAAUAAUAAUAAUAAUAAUAAUAAUAAUAAUAAUAAUAAUAAUAAUAAUAAUAAUAAUAAUGAAAAUUUUUUAAAAAGUAAAAAAUUUGAUGAUAAAGAUAAAGAAAAUAAAAAUAUUGAUACAAAUAUUUUAAAUAAUUUACAAAAUACUCGUCAACCAUUACAAACAGUACAACCAGUACAACCAUUGGUAAAAAUCACCAAAAACCAUGAUAAUAAUAAAAGUGAUUUACAAAAUGUUCGUCAACCACUACAACCAUUACAAUCACAUCCACAUCAAAAUUCAAAUCAAGAAAAUAAAAGUAGUAUUAUUAUUAAUCAAUCAAUUGGUAAUGAGUUAGUACAAUUCAAUUCAAAAAAACCACAAAAGAAAAAAUCAAGAUUAGAAUCAACAUUGGAUGGAAUUUAUUGGUAUUUCGAUCCAAAUAAACCAAGAACUAGACAACCUUCAAUUAAAAUCGAACAACCACAAGAACAAAAAUUAAAUAAACCAACUACUACCACUACUACCACUAAUACCACUGCCACUACUACCACCACCACCACCACUACAAGUAAUAAUAAUAAUAAUAAUAAUAAUAAUAAUAAUAAUAAUAAUAAUAAUAAUAAUAAUAAUAAUAAUAAUAAUAAUAAUAAUAAUGAUAAUAAUUACAAUGAAAUUAAAAAGGAGAAAAAAGAAACAAUAAAAGAAAUAAAACCCAAAGAAAUAAAGGUUAAAAAAGAGAAUAAAGAUGAAAAGAAACCAUCAUUAUUUGAAACAAUUAAAAAAAAUAUUAGUGGAAAGUUUGAAAAGAAAAAAACAUCUAAAAUAACGGCUAAAAAUCCAUUAGCUUCAUCAUCAUCUACAAUUCCAACACCAACAACAACAACAACAACUACUACUACUACUACUACAACAACUGCUGCAGCAACAUCAACAAAUGAAACAACCACAGACAAUAAUCAACGAAUUAAGGUAUCAUUUGUUUUAUCACCAUCUAAACAAGAUAAAGAAAUUAGAUAUGAAUUUAUAUUAUUAAAAGAGAAAUUACCAAAACUAAACUUUAACAUUAAAGAGGAAGGAGAAAAUGAUGAUAAUAAUGGUGAUGAAUUGCCAUCAACACAAAGUAAUGAAGAGAAAGAAGAGGAAGAAGUGGAAUAUGAUGAAAAUGGUGGAAGAAUUUUAAAUAGAACUAGAUCGCUUGUUGGUAUUAAAAGUGAUGAUUUUGGAAAUCAUCAACAUUACUUUGACAGCGCAAAAAAUGAAGGAUUUAAAGUAUUUGAAAAAUUGGAUCCAAAUAUCAAUAUAUUUGUAGGUGGUAAGAAUUGUUUAAACAAUUUGGAAUGGUUGGAAAAGGAGAAUAUCAAUUCAAUCUUAAAUGCAACCAUUGAAGUCUCUUUACCAAAAUCAUUGGAGCAUUUAAAGUUCUUUCGUGUCUCUGUUUCAGAUUCAAUCGAUCAACCAAUUAAUCGUUACUUUAACGAUGCAAUUGAAUUCAUUCAACAAUCAUUGACAAAUUCACCAUCAUCUUCAAUAUUAAUUCAUUGUAAGGAAGGUAGAUCAAGAUCAACUACAUUGGCUGUAGCUUUUGGAAUGAAAGCUUUGAAAUUAUCUUUAAAGGAUUCUUAUGAAUAUGUCAAAAACUCUGCACCACGUAUAAAUAUUAAUACAGGUUUUCAAUUCCAAUUAAUGGAAUAUGAAAAAUCUUUAUAUGGUUAUAAUUCAUUUAAUCUUUUAGGUACUCGUAAUAGAAGAGCUUUAUCAUCUUCAAGAUAA